AUGAUCGAUUCAAGAAGGCGGUUUCAUUUCAGCAAUGGCAUCGACGACUUGGUGGAUAUGAAGUGGAAUGUCAUCGAUUGGGAUACUCGUCGAUGGCUACAACUCGUCGGCCCUUCUGAGCUACUGGGCGGAGAUGAUAUUGAAGCGUAUAGGCAUAUAGCAGCCCGAUUCGCAGACCGGCUUGGCUUAGACCAACACACCAUAGUUGUGGAUAAGAACGGGGCCCUGGAAAAGUUCACUCGUGAAGACGUUACCAUGGAAGUGCGAUAUCCUAAAUACACGGGGCCUAUGGAAAAGGAUCAAGUUAUACGCAGGUCGGAACUUACUGAACUUGAUAGGAUCAAUGCCUGUGCGGAUUUGGUGGAGUACAACUCCUCUGAUGGAUUGCAGGGCAAUGAUCUCUUUGUCCCAUUCCACCGCAUCGUCAUCGACGAUGUGAAUGAGACAAUCCUCGGGUUCACCUCUAUAUAUAUGUCUGGCGGAACUCUCAAGGAUUACCGCGGCACUUUCUACUUCCGCUGGUUAAAGCAGAUCACCGAUGCAAUCGAUCAGUUAAAUUUACGCUACGGAAUCCUGCACCAGGACCUUGCUCCUCGGAAUAUUCUGAUUGACCCCACAACGCACGAUUUGAAGGUCUUCGACUUUGAUAUGUCGGCAAAGAUGGACGGGCAGAACGGGCUGACUACUUCCAUUGACGUUAACUCCGUCAUUAUCACAGUGUAUGAGGCGUUAACAGGAGACGAGUAA
Molecule: messenger RNA, 747 nt
Organism: Trichophyton rubrum CBS 118892
Lineage: Eukaryota; Fungi; Ascomycota; Eurotiomycetes; Onygenales; Arthrodermataceae
Exons: 2
Coding region: 1-747 (248 amino acids)
Biological process (GO): protein phosphorylation
Molecular function (GO): protein kinase activity; ATP binding
Source: RefSeq, a predicted model, not a curated record